Molecule: messenger RNA, 2082 nt
Organism: Seminavis robusta
Lineage: Eukaryota; Bacillariophyta; Bacillariophyceae; Naviculales; Naviculaceae
Source: the annotation of a GenBank genome assembly
CAGUCAGUUGAACAUGGUGCCUCGGCGCUCCCCCUCACUUUUCGUUUGGCAGUUGAGAUUGUUACCCGUAGCAACGAAGGCAACAACCAUCCCAACAACGACUCUUCCAUUUUGUUGAGGCUUGUUGUUGUUGUUUGUUUGCUGCUCAAUCAAGCGAUCGAGUUGGCAGUCUCUCCCAUCCUCUCUCUAUUAUCCGCUCUCCCCAGUUGUAGCUAGCUAGAUAUUGAUUUGGGUAUAUACCCAACCAACCCCAUUAUCUGGACUACGGACACUACCCUCACAAGACCCAAGCGGUAGCUCCCUGUACAGUUUGUUAGUCAGUCAAUAAGUCACCAUGAGUUACUACGCCGCAAACGACGGCGGAGAGGACAAUCUCUAUCAAGAAGAUGCUGUGGAGCGUCGCCGGAGUCCUCGCGAUACUACCAGUAGUCCUCGCAGCAGUCGUCGCUCUAAAGAUAAGCCUCGCAGCAAACGCAGCAUCAAGACGGACGUGGAAGAGUACCAGGAAAACAAUGCCGUGGGUAACUAUGCCGAUCCCGACGAAGACGAGGAAGAACGACGGAAAAGUCGACGGUCGACGUCGUCACGUCGCAGCAAAAGCCGUAGCAAGAGUCGCACAGGAGCAGCAGACGAAGACGCCACUGCCAACUCGAGCAAGAAAAAGCUGCGUGCCGUGGACAGUGGCGAAAAAAUGGAAGGAUUGGGACUCUUUGGAAGACCCAAACGCAAAUCCUCCAAACGGAAAAACAAAUCACGUCAAGAGCGACUCUAUGAUGACCUCUAUGGAGCGACCAAUUAUCAGGAAGUCGAUGAUGGCAUUGUGGGAUGUGCCGAUGACCUAUGUGUCAACAAGGCAGACGUUUUUGAGAAUGAUGAGGAAGGACAAAAAAAACAGCAGCAAUCGUCAUCACAACAAGACCAAAACACCAAACAAUCUUCCUUCUUUGGUGGGGGGCCUAAUACGGGCGCACAAAACAAAAAUGUAGAUGAAUCAGAAGAAGUCUACAUUGUCAAACAACGGUUUGGAUACUUUAGUAUCAUCUUUGGUGUUGUCCAAGUCAUUGUCCUCGCACUCAUGAUGUGGCAGUGUGGUAUUGCUCCCAUGAAUAUCAACCCCAUGUUUGGACCCUACCCCGACGCUCUCUCUGAAUGGGGUGGCAAGAAUUCCAUUCUCAUUGUAGAAGACGGCGAAUGGUGGAGAUUAUUCACACCCAUUCUGUUGCAUGCCGGGCUCAUUCACUUGUUCUGUAAUGUGGCUGUUCAACUCGAGUUGGGAGUCUUUUUUGAACGUGAGUGGGGGAGCUUGACGUGGCUCAUCAUUUACCUCACCAGUGCCCUGGGGAGUUCCGUGCUCAGUGUCAUUACCAUGCCCGAUGCCGUCAGUGUCGGAAGCAGCGGAGCCGUCAUGGGGCUCUUUGGGGGAAAGAUUGCCGAAGUCGCCUGUCGGUGUUGUGAAAAGAGUGACACGGCACAGGAACGGGUGGCACAUCAAGUACGAAAGGAACAGUGCAUGGGAGUCACGUGCAGUGUCCUGGUCGUCUUGGCCUUUUCCUUUAUCCCUUACGUCGACUGGGCAGCUCACUUGGGAGGCUUGAUGGCUGGCCUCUUUGUCGGAUUCAUGUGCUUUAGUAUCCACAUGGAAAGCUACUGCCUCAGACUCGUCUGGUUCCUGGUGGGCAUGGGACUCACGCUGGGAUUCUUCAUCCCCUGCAUUGACAUUAUGUACUCGGGCAACGUACCCAUCAAUGAAGAGCUGAGAGAUGUCUGCGGAUACUACACGCAAAACUUCCAGGACUAUGAAUGCAACUGCAUGCGAGAAGAGUACAUGGAAAACUUGAAAAAUGGCAACUUUUGGAACAACGACGAUGGCGGUGGAGGAGAGAGAAUGCUGAUGCAAGUUUCAUAAGAGACAUAUCACACGGCUACUAGUGGCGCUUAGCUAGAGCGACUUCAACUACUAAACCGACACACAACAACCAACAACCCAAACCACGUACAGUACGGUGCACUCCCCUGCACCCCGACCUCUUUCAUUUUGAUACAUGCAUAUUUAUAAACUGGUAGAUGUGACUUUUACUUUCC